UUCGGUGGAGAGAAAAAAACAGUUCUCCUCCUGGCCUCUGUCUUUUUUUGUGCUGCAUGGAUUAUGAAGCCACUUCCAGUAAAAAGACAUGACGUUUCGGUGGGAAUCAACGCGUGGGAUCAAACUCCAAAACCUGGUUCCUCUUUGCGGGCUGUUGCUGGUUCUGGUCCUGUUGUACAACGACCCGUUUCUAAUCCUGUGGUGGCACCAGAGACCUGAUGAGUUCGCUGCAGUCUUACCCCUGGAUAUGUCUCCUGAUUCCAUUGACGACAUGUAUGAUGGCUGUCGUUCUCAAUCCAUGUCUCUCAUCAACCUGUAUGGUGUGUUUGAGUGGCACGUCAACACGAACUUCAGCUACGCCUGGGCUCUGCAUGAGAGACAUGCCAAGAAACCUGUGCACAAGCACCUGCAAGACGAUCACUCCACGUCCUUGUACAUGUUCACAAAACUGGCCAACAUCCGACGGGAUUUCAACACGGCCGUGAAAACGGGAAAACACGAGUACAGCACGGACGGCUUCUGCUUUCAUUUUCUGUAUUUCUACUUGACCGAUGCCAUUCAAGCCCUGAAUCCGAACCACUCGGAGUGCCGAACCGUUCACCUCAGGACUUGGAAACGCUUCAAGCAGAAUGUCAUAGACACAAACGUCCGCUUUGGGGGAUUCACUUGGGCAGCGUCAAGCAAGCAGUCGUUUGAGGUCAACGGCAACGUCUCCUGUUUUGAAAUCCAGACAUGUUUCGGUGCUGACAUCACGCAUUACUCCAGCGUCGACCAGACGGGACAGGUGCUCAUUCCGACCUACGAGGUUUUCCGGGUCACGGACGUUGUGACGGGCGACCCGUGGUGCAGCGUGGUCUACAAGCUUCAGAGCACCAAGAAACCAAAGACAGACCAAAACUGCAAACUGAGUCGGAAGAUGACAGAAUCCCUGUUGGGUGGAGGCAACACCGUGACCAUGUCAGCAUGCGCUGUGCUGCUAAUGAUAAACUCUUUUAUUCUUGUGAGACGCAAACAGAAACGCUACGUGGCUGUUGUGUUGGGCGCUAUGACCGUCCUGAUCAUUUUUAUAUUAUUGCUUAUUUAACUUCAGUCUUAAUUUAUAUCAUAAACACGUGUAAGAUAUUAAAAUAUCCCAAGAGACAUUUUCUUUAAAAGUAUUUGCUGAAAAAUGAACUACAAAAUGGUGAAUAUUUCCCCUAAAUGUAUAUAUUUGUACUGUAACUGUACAUUGGGAAUUUUGUGAAUUCACCACACCAAAUAAAAUAAAGCAAAGUCAUAGCUGUA
Molecule: messenger RNA, 1284 nt
Organism: Poeciliopsis prolifica (blackstripe livebearer)
Lineage: Eukaryota; Metazoa; Chordata; Actinopteri; Cyprinodontiformes; Poeciliidae
Product: ecto-ADP-ribosyltransferase 4-like
Exons: 3
Coding region: 89-1084 (331 amino acids)
Molecular function (GO): NAD+-protein-arginine ADP-ribosyltransferase activity; NAD+ poly-ADP-ribosyltransferase activity
Source: RefSeq, a predicted model, not a curated record